CGGCCUAUCCAAGCCAAGCCAGAGGCUCGACGCAACCCACGCCAAACCAAACCAAACGGCCGGAGAGGCGUUCUACGUCCUAUCUCAACCACCCCUGCAAAGCGAUUUUUCAAUUGAGGCCUGAAUGUCAAGGGUGAUGUCCAGGCCACCCGACUGUUCCCAGCAUGGAGGCCGGCAAUCGUGACCAAGGGGAUCGACUUGUCGGGCUUGCUCAUCAUUUCGACCCCCAGUCGCAACUUCACUUCGACAACGUCGACAGCCUACUGCUAGACAGUAAGCCCCAAUACUCCACCUUUGAUCCCUCUGCUGCUAUUCCAGAACCUUUGCCAUACCGAGAUAGCAACGACAUCGACGCCGUGGAGGCAGUGCAGUUGCACUCGCAGCAUCAGCACCAGCACCAGCAUCUUGAGGCCCAUGCUUGUGCCCACGCCCAUACCGACGUUCACGCCCUUGCUUCUCAUGCCGCAAACAACCAACAGGCCGCAAACGCAAAUGCGAGUCUGAAUGGCAUCGUCAACCCCGACGACUUUUACAGGACCUACCGUGCCAACGCCCCUACGCUGGAUCCGCAUUCAAGCACCGAUCACGACGGAUUGAUGGCGUCGACAUCCGCGCUCCCAUCCGCGCCGAGGCAGAACCAGAAGCCCUCGCUACGGUCCAACAGCAAUGGCACGACCCCAAAACACCCAGCCGUUCCUGCAACUGCAAAGGCUGCACUUCGCCCUUCGACACGGUCAGUCUCUGCGCCCUUGAGUGAGGGCGGCGAUAUUACCGCCAAGCCGAGAGCUGCAGCUUACGGCAGUAGACAAUUAAGCGUCAAGGAUCUGAAGAACCGGUUCGACCAGAAUAUCGUGGCGCAGGCACCCAACAGUAGUAAUCCCGUGGCUGCACGUAGGACGACGGCCCCUCGCACAACUGCUCGUGACCCAGCAUUGUCAUCGUCACCAUCAUCGCCAGCGAACUAUCGUGGAGUCGGAAGUGCGAACGGUUCGGCACCGUAUCCGACAACAAGGUCACAAUCGACAACAGGAAGCACAUCUGCCACACGGCCGUCACAGAGGGCCAAGUUCAGUGCCGAAGACCAUGUAUCGAAUAAUUCCCAGUCGUUCGCGAGUCGCAUAGCAAAGCCUCGGACUGGAAACGGUCUCUCUUCGAAAUCCAUGAGCAACCUAUCACCAUCGUCUCCAACCAGUGCCUCCUCGAUACCACCUGUACCUCAUUUGGACAAGAGCCACACGGCUGGUUCAGGCAGGGCUCUUCUGUUUGGUGAAAUUUUGCCCGACCAAAGCGAAAGAGAAAUAGUCGGUUAUGGCAUCGAGCGAGUACGGACUAGACGAACUUCAGAAUCCAAUCUCCACAGCACCUCAGUACUUCAUCAAAGGAGUCUGUCGCAUACUGACGUCGAGCCAGCCUCGCCAACCGACUGGUACCGCAAAACGGGGCCUCGACGUGAUGGGAGCCGAUCACCACCCAAGAUAUACAAGACUCACAACAGAUCGCAAAGCGACUUGGCAGGAGCGAAGCCUAUUCCAACACAACUGAGAACGCCGGCUCCUCUCCGCAAGCAAGCGACACCUACGCCAGAUCUAACGCCAUUUUCUGGAACAUCUAAAUUACCUGUGUCAAUACGUAAAAAGAGCCCACCUGCAGAUAGUCCCCCUUAUUCGCGAUCCAACACCCCAUCCGCUACCAAACGUCCACCCAGCAGAUCACAGACCAAAAUAUCCAAGCCAUCCCCUAUAAGUACGUCUUCCACUCGAGCAAAAACUCCAACCAGUGGCGUAGCCGGAAAACGACCGCCGGGUACCAUUACUCCCAACGGCAAUGCGCGAUUGAAUGCGUACAUAUCCGCACCGCCUCCGAAAUUGUCACCAACUCUGCGAAGCUCCCGACCCCGUCAGCCUGUGUCGUCCGCGAGUACCACCAGCUCGAGGAUGCGUGCAGCCGAGAGAGGAAGGUCUCCCGCCAAAGGCGAUGCGAGGACGUCGAACAAGAACGAACCUGGUCGGAGACGGAAACCGUCUAUGGGCCCAAUCGAUUUUGUCUCACGUCGGGAGCAGAUCAAGCUCUCCUAUACUAAGAGUAUUAAAGAGUCCGAGGCCAAAGCAGCCGCCAAACGACAACUAGCAAUCGAAAACGAAAGGCGGAGAAGGGAAGAGGAAGAUUCCGCAGCCGCUGCAGAGGCUACCCGCCUUGAGGAAUUGAGGCAGCAUGAGGAACAAGCCAGGCAGCUGCUUGACGAUCGUGAAGAAGUUACCGAAAUGCGACCUCAUCUACACCAUGCGGAGAACUCUGUGCUCGAUGUUGGCCGGCUCGAGCGAAGUCCGGAGCAACCAAUCUUGACCCUGACGACUGAAGACUCCGGGGCGCCCACAAUCCCAGAAAGGAUCGCACCAGAGGCUCCCUUUGAGACCGUACAAAUAAGCUUGGACUCACCCACCCUCGGCAUGCCUGGCAGUUUUCCUGCUCUAGGUUCUCCAGAUAUCCAUGAAGAAGCACCACCAUCGGCUGCAUCCGAUACCACCGAGUUCGAUGCCGAGCCACAGACCGAGCCACCAGUCCAUCAAGCACAUGGACCUGCAGCUCUGGAUUAUGACGGUACGACUGAAGGGGCAGCUUUAGUGCAUGAUGGAUCCGAAUACAAGUCACCCUUUAACGAGUCUCCACAAGAUGAAACUGCGUCUAUCAAGAUAUCCAUGGACCCGGUGUCGGCAGAAACACAAGCAUCAGGCCAACGGCACGAAGCCAGGACGGCAAUGGACGCCUCGCAACGACAUGGAAAGGACGAAGAAUACGUGCAGCAGCCGUACGUAGCGCCUACGUACGAAACGACAGUGACGAUCAUUAGCCGAGACCCUAAGCUCUUCCCGACUUCCCUGGAAAGUGGCAAGACCUCGACUUGUGAAGCACAAGCCAUCGGAGCUGAACACGAAGAUGCUGAGAAUCUCCAGACGCAAGGGGAAAGUUCGGCACAGCCCCAAGACACCCAGUCAAGCGAUGAGUGCAGCGACAAAGAGACACCUUUGCAGCGACUGGAGGACUUUUAUAUCGGCCCUAACCUGGCCGAGCCUGCAGCACGCUUACGUGACUCUGGUGCGUCGAGAUCAACCCGUCAUACCAGAACAUGGUCAAUGGAGCAGAAUGAAAAGGCCCAUUCAGAAGCCCCCCGGUUUUCGACGGAGACAAGAACUUUAGAGACAAGGCCGAGCCUGACUGUUCCUCGCGCUUCAGUUUCCGCGAAUCGUACAAGCCAAAAUACUGUUUGGACGGAUUAUUCGGUUGAAAGCAGAGAUGACUACCCGGAUUACUCGGUGAAAGUGCAUAGGCGUGGUGAUUCAACAUACCGUGACAGCGAUUCCGUCUCAGAUGCCGGCUCUCGAUUCAAGCGAGGCUCUGGCGUAUAUAACUCCAGUCCCGAAACCUCGCCACAUGACAGCUAUCGCAAACCUCAUAUAGCGCACACGAGCCAUACUCAGACGUCGGUGCAUCAGCUGCCUGAACUCGACACUGGCGGUGGGUUCAGUAUUGAUUAUAUCACUCGCAAGAAUAGCGCGGCUUUCAUUGUUCCUCUUCUGCCAGAUCAUUCACCUCCGCCACCACCAGGGGAUCCAACUUUUCCGGAUUUAAGCUCUGCACCACCAAGCGAAUACUUUGAUGAUACUCGCCCCAACAGCUAUUUGCAUGGAGCGCAGGAUGCUUACAGUUCGUACUCCGUAUCACGGCCGCAAAGCGAGAGUUUUGACUUGCCUGGUUCCACUCCGCAAUCUAUAGGUCAUGGUUCACUCGAGAUCUCUGAAGGCCCACCAUCCACCAGAACUCGCAUGGAUAGCCAAACUACUCUUGCAGAUAGUAUCGACCAACAAGAGAACUCUAGCGGUCUUCCAGCCAAAGAGAGGAAGCGGCUGUUCACUCGCCUCGAGACGAUCAAGGAACUGGUUGACACGGAGGCCUAUUUCGUUCGUGAUAUGAGUAUUGUUGAGGAAAUUUACAAGGGAACAGCGGAGGCUUGCCCGAAACUUGACGACAAGAUCAUCAAAUUGAUCUUCAGGAAUACUGAUCAGAUCAUUGCUUUCCAUACAACCUUCUUGGCUGAACUGAAGGACGGUGUCUCGAGUAUUUACGUGCCACGUGUUUCGCGAUCCCUUGUCCCAAAAGACACCUCCAGUGUAUCGGACGGCGCUGCCGUGUCAACGACUGCUUUGGGUCAGUUGGACGAUGGGAAGGAUCGCGAGACCUCUCUUGGGCCCAUUUUCAAGCGCAACAUCGAGAAGAUGAAAGGUGUCCAUGAAACCUUUUUGAAGAAUAGUGAUCAUGCCGCCAAACAGCUCAUUCAGAUACAGGAGGAUCCUACCGUGAAGGUCUGGUUGAACGAGUGCAAUGAAGUUGCCAGAGAUCUCACAAAAGCCUGGAAUCUGGACUCUCUGUUGAUUAAGCCAAUGCAGAGGAUCACCAAGUAUCCCAACUUGUUGAUCCAAUUGCUCCAUGAAACACCUCCGGAUCAUCCUGAUCGUCAUACCCUCGAGGCUGCGAAAGUUGCUCUUGAGGAUGCGAUUGAGGAAAUCAACAAAACCAAGAAGAAUUUCGAGCUCGUAGGCCAAAUAGUUGGCCGAAAGCGUAAGGAUUCGAAUGUUGGUGGGUUCGCAAGAGCCUUUGGAAAACGCGUCGACAAACUCCAAGCUACCAGCAACAAAGCAGUGGAUGAUGUCGAUUACAUGAAAUUGCAUGAAAAAUUCGGGGACGACUAUCUUAGGUUGCAGGUCGUUCUUAGAGACGUAGAGUUUUACACCAGGCAAGUGAGCGCUUACGUUCACGAGUUUUUGCAAUACCUUUCCUCAAUGGAACUGGUUAUGCGACUUCAACCUUCACCACACCCCGAAUUGGAGAGCAAAUGGGUGCGCUUCAAUGUGUCUAUGAGGGAUAUUGAGAAAGUUGCCCUUGAGCAACAUCUCUCACAGGUUCGAAAGCAGGUGAUUGAGCCUUUCGAGCAAGUCAUCAAAGCGUACAACAAUCCGUCCCUUGCUAUGAAGAAGAGGGCCAAACGCCGGGCCGAUUACGAGAAAUCCGAACAGCUAAAAAAGAGUGGCAAGAAACUUGACAAGCAACUUACCGAAUGUGUAGAACAAUACGAGGCGCUCAAUGAUGCACUUAAGAAGGAACUUCCCAAGCUUUCCGCAUUAACGGAGAAAGUUGGCAAUAUCUGCCUCGGAAAUCUGGUCAAUAUUCAAACUCAAUGGUACUCAAUCUGGAAAGAAAAGGUCAAAGUCGUACUUGACAACCCUCAAAUUCCAGAGCUCUCAGAUGUCGUCUCUACCUUCCGGAGAGACUUCAAGUUCCAGGAGGAGCAAACGAGCUCUAUGACGAUCCUGAAUCCCACUUCUACGCCUCGACCAUCUCAAUCCAGCAUCGAUGAGGGACCGUCAAAACUCCGACCGCGUCCGUCGCAGCUUUCUAGUAUUCGUGGACGAGGUUUGUCCGUUAACAGUGACGUUGCGCCUAGUCUACCUACGCCCGACUUUAUCAAGCGUCACAGUGGACAAUUUACCGUGUCGCCCUCAGUCGCAUCAGUCCCAAGUCCGCAUCACUUCUAUUACCGCGACUACUAUGCUGGCGUCGGUACCAACACUCCUGGUGGAUCUGCGACGCCCAACUCCACAGAUCCAUCUGCUGGAGUCCGCCCUCCAGCUCUUGGCUCAAUGCGGCCAGGUACAGGUCAAAGUCACGACUCCGGUGGUGCGCCUCGGCAGAGCACCGAGUCGAGUGCCCAGACGAAGCGAUACUCUAAUUCUAUGUACCAAUCUGGCUAUCAAUCGCCGCCAGAGCCGACUUCUAGCCAACGAUAUUCCGGGUUAUUCAAUUCUGCCAUGCCACUGUCAGAUGCACCAGAACGAAGUACACGGCAGUCGCAAGCUUCAUCACGCGCGUCUUCACGCGACAGGCAACCUAUCAACGGCUACAACGUGCUUUGGCUUGCUGCCUCACUUUUCGAAUUUAACAUCGAGACCACCAAAAUGGAGGCUGGGUAUCCUUAUUUAACGUACCAAGCUGGUGAGAUCUUCGACGUUAUUGGAGAGAAGGGUGAACUAUGGCUCGCAAAGAACCAAGAUGAUCCAAACAACUUGGUGGGCUGGUUAUGGUCCAAACAUUUUGCGAAACUGGCAGAUGACUGAAAAUAUUCCUCACGAACCCAUCACACGAAAUUUCCAGUUCUCAUCAAUACUCAAAAACCCGAAACCACUUAUAUCACAAUCUAGAUGUCCAAAUUCCUGACAGAUCAUCAUUGACGAUGUCUGUGUAUAAAUGAUAUCAUGCAAAAGACGCAGCACGCGCUUAUUUACUUUGUUGAUUUCACCACCAUCAGGCGAGGCGUGAGGCGCACGGUGCGGCGUUG
Molecule: messenger RNA, 6388 nt
Organism: Truncatella angustata
Lineage: Eukaryota; Fungi; Ascomycota; Sordariomycetes; Amphisphaeriales; Sporocadaceae
Exons: 3
Coding region: 165-6167 (2000 amino acids)
Cellular component (GO): cytoplasm
Molecular function (GO): guanyl-nucleotide exchange factor activity; protein binding
Source: RefSeq, a predicted model, not a curated record